AUGGCUGGGAGCCGCGCAGCCCCCGGGCGCGGCCGCGACGAGCCGCCCGAGAGCUACCUGCAGCGGCAGGACCACGAGCUGCAGGCGCUGGAGGCCAUCUACGGCGCCGACUUCCAGGACCUGCGGCCAGACGCGUGCGGACUGGUCAAAGAGCCUCCAGAAAUAAAUUUAGUUCUGCACCCUCAGGGCCUGACUGGUGAAGAAGUGUAUGUGAAAGUCGAUUUGAGGGUUAAAUGCCCACCCACCUAUCCAGAUGUCGUCCCUGAAAUAGAGUUAAAGAAUGCUAAAGGCUUGUCAAAUGAAAGUGUUAAUUUGUUGAAAUCCCGCCUAGAAGAACUGGCCACAAGACACUGCGGGGAGGUGAUGAUAUUUGAACUGGCGUACCACGUGCAGUCGUUUCUCAGCGAGCAUAACAAGCCCCCUCCGAAGUCUUUCCAUGAAGAAAUGCUGGAACGGCAAGCUCAGGAGGAGCAGCGGAGGCGGCUGGAGGCCAAACAGAAAGAGGAGCAGGAGCAACGUGAACUCCUUCAUGAAAUUCAGAGAAGGAAAGAAGAGAUCAAAGAAGAGAGAAAAAGAAAAGAAAUGGCUAAGCAGGGACGUUUGGAAAUUGUGAGUUUAGCAAACCAAGAUCAUCCUCCUAGGAAAGACCCAGGGGGACACAAAACAGCGGCUGGUCUCCAUGGAGGGUCUCCUGACCUUGUAGGGAAUGGUAAACACCGGGCCAUCUCUUCGGGAAGGUCUAGGCGAGAACGUCAGUAUUCUACGUGUAGUGGUGAAGAGUCACCGGUCUCUUGUGAAACCCUGUGUUUCUCGGUGGGUAACACUGACCAACUCACGGUGCACAAAGGCAAAUGUAUUGGCAGUGACGAGCAGCUUGGAAAGUUCGUCUAUAAUGGUUUGGAAACAGCUGCUGGCAGCUUUGUCUUGCUGUAUGAAUGGGUCCUUCAGUGGCAGAAGAAAAUGGGCCCCUUCCUUACCAGCCAAGAACAAGAGAAGAUUGAUAAGUGCAAAAAGCAGAUUCAAGGGGCAGAAGCUGAAUUCAGCUCUCUGGCGAAGCUGAGCCAUCCAAACAUAGUUCGCUACAUCGCCAUGAACCUUCGCGAGCGGGACCAUUCCAUCACGGUGGACAUUGUGGUGGAGCACAUCGCCGGGGUGUCCCUCGCCACGCACCUGAGCCACGCGGGCCCUGUCCCCAUGCACCAGCUCCGCAAGUAUGCGUCCCAGCUCCUGGCCGGCCUGGAGUACCUGCAUGGCAACUCUGUGGUGCACAAGGUCCUCAGGGCGUCCAGUGUCUUGGUGGACGCAGAGGGCACUGUCAAGAUCACGGACUACAGCAUCUCUAAGCGCCUGGCCGAUAUCUGCAAGGAGGAUGUUUUUGAGCAAACACGAGUCCGUUUUAGUGACAGUGCCCUGCCCUACAAAACGGGAAAGAAAGGGGACGUCUGGCAUCUUGGCCUUCUACUGCUUGCCCUCAGCCAAGGCCAAGAGUGUGAGGAGUACCCCGUGGUCAUCCCUAGUGACUUACCGGCCGACUUUCAAGACUUUCUGAAAAAGUGUGUCUGCCUGGAUGACAAGGAGAGGUGGAGUCCUCAACAGCUGCUGCGACACAGCUUCAUAAAUCCCCAGCCAAAACUGCCUUUGCUGGAUCAAAGUCCUGAAGACUCUGGAGGACAAGAUUAUGUUGAGACUGUGAUCCCCAGCAGCCAGCUACCCAGCGCCGCCUUGUUCAGUGAGACUCACAGGCAGUUCUCACGCUACUUCAUUGAGUUUGAAGAGCUGCAACUUCUUGGCAAAGGGGCCUUUGGAGCCGUCAUCAAGGUGCAGAACAAGUUAGACGGUUGCUGCUAUGCGGUGAAGCGCAUCCCCAUCAACCCAGCCAGCAAGCACUUCCGCAGGAUCAAGGGCGAGGUGACCCUGCUGUCGCGCCUGCACCAUGAGAACAUCGUGCGCUACUACAACGCCUGGAUCGAGCGGCACGAACGCCCAGCUGGCCCCGGAACACCACCCCCGGACUCGAGACCCCCGGCCCGGAAUGGGCGAGGCGCGCCGGGACCACCAGCGGGCGACACCAAGAGUGUGGACAGCGUGGAGGCCGCCGCGCCGCCCCCCAUCCUCAGCAGCUCGGUGGAGUGGAGCACGUCCUGCGAGCGCUCGGCCAGCGCCCGCUUCCCGGCCACGGGCACGGGCUCCAGCAGCGACGAGGACGACGACGAGGAAGAUGACCGAGAUGGCGUCUUCUCGCAGUCCUUCCUACCCGCUUCAGACUCGGACAGUGAUAUCAUCUUUGACAAUGAAGAUGAGAACAGUAAGAGUCGGCAUCAGGGUGAAGACUGCAGUGAGAAGAACGGCUGCGAGCAGCACAGCGAGUCCUCAGGGACAACCGAGGCAGUGCACUACCUCUAUAUCCAGAUGGAGUACUGUGAGAAGAGCACGCUCCGGGACACCAUCGACCAGGGGCUGUGCCAGGACACCGUCAGACUCUGGAGGCUGUUCCGAGAGAUUCUGGAUGGAUUAGCUUACAUCCACGAGAAAGGAAUGAUUCACCGGGAUUUGAAGCCCGUCAACAUUUUUUUGGAUUCUGAUGACCAUGUGAAAAUAGGUGAUUUUGGUUUGGCGACAGAUCAUCUAGCCUUUGCUGCUGAGGGCAAACCGGAGGAUCCAGCAGGAGAGCGCUUGAUUAAAUCAGACCCUUCCGGUCAUUUGACUGGAAUGGUUGGCACCGCUUUGUACGUGAGCCCCGAGGUCCAAGGAAGCACCAGAUCUGCAUACAACCAGAAAGUGGACCUCUUCAGCCUGGGGAUCAUCUUCUUUGAGAUGUCCUAUCACCCCAUGGUCACAGCCUCCGAGAGGAUCUUGGUUCUCAACCAACUCAGAGAUGCCACUUCGCCCAGGUUUCCAGAAGACUUCAAUGAUGGAGAGCAUACGAAGCAGAAAUGCGUCAUCUCCUGGCUGCUGAACCAUGACCCAGCCAAGCGGCCCACAGCCAUGGAGCUGCUGAAGAGCGAACUGCUGCCCCCGCCCCAGAUGGAGGAGUCCGAGCUGCACGAAGUCCUGCACCACACCCUGGCCAACGUGGAUGGGAAGGCCUACCGCACCAUGAUGGCCCACAUCUUCUCCCAGCACAUCUCGCCUGCCGCCGACUUCACCUAUGACAGCGACAUCCUCAAGGGAAACUUCUCCAUCCGCACAACCAAGAUGCAGCAGCAUGUGUGUGAAACCAUUGUCCGCAUCUUUAAGAGACAUGGGGCUGUCGAAGUGUGCACCCCGCUUCUGCUUCCCCGAAAUCGGCAGAUAUACGAGCACAACGAAGCCGCCUUCUUCAUGGACCACAGUGGGAUGCUGGUGAUGCUUCCUUUCGACCUGCGGACUCCUUUUGCAAGAUACGUGGCUCGCAACAACCUAGUGAAUUUAAAGCGAUACUGUAUAGAACGUGUGUUCAGGCCUCGCAAGUUAGACCGGUGUCAUCCAAAAGAACUUCUGGAAUGUGCCUUUGAUAUCAUCACUUCCACCACCAACAGCUCUCUGCCCACUGCCGAGAUCAUCUACACCAUCUACGAAAUCAUCCAAGAGUUCCCCGUGCUCCAGGAAAGAAAUUACAGUAUUCACUUGAACCACACCGCAUUAUUGAAAGCCAUAUUGUUACAUUGUGGAAUCCCAGAAGAUAAGCUCAGUCAAGUCUACAUUAUUCUGUAUGAUGUUGUGACGGAAAAGCUGACGAGACGAGAAGUGGAAGCUAAAUUUUGUAAUCUGUCUUUGUCUUCUAAUAGCCUCUGUCGACUCUACAAAUUUAUUGAGCAGAAGGGAGAUUUGCAAGACCUAACACCAACAAUAAAUUCUUUAAUAAAGCAGAAAACAGGUGUUGCCCAAUUAGUGAAAUACGGUGUAAAAGAUCUCGAAGACGUGGUUGGACUGAUGAAGAAACUUGGCAUAAAAUUACAGGUCUUAGUCAACCUGGGCUUGGUGUACAAGGUGCAGCAGCACAGCGGCGUCAUCUUCCAGUUUGUGGCUUUCAUCAGACGACGGCAGAGGGCUCUGCCCGAAAUCCUUGCCGCCGGUGGCCGGUACGACCUGCUGAUCCCCCAGUUUAGAGGGCCACAGGCCCUCGGACCAGUGCCCACUGCCAUUGGGGUCAGCAUAGCCAUAGACAGGAUAUCCGCUGCCGUGCUCAGCACAGAAGAGCCUGUGACAGUGAGCUCGUGUGACCUCCUGGUGGCGAGCAUUGGCCAGAUGUCCAUGUCCAGGGCCAUCAACCUAACUCAGAAGCUCUGGGCAGCGGGCAUCACAGCAGAAAUCAUGUACGACUGCUCACAGUCCCAGGAGGAACUGCAGGAGUACUGCCGGCACCGGGAAAUCACCUACGUGGCCCUCGUCUCAGAGAAAGAAGGAAGCCACGUCAAGGUGAAGUCUUUUGAGAAGGAAAGGCAAACAGAAAAACGAGUGCUGGAAUCUGACCUCGUGGACCAUGUGGUGCAGAAACUGAGGACGAAACUCGAUGACAGGAGCAUGAGAGAAGCUUCCGAUAAUCUUGCAGUGCAAAAUCUGAAGGGGUCAUGUUCUAACGCUUCAGGUCUGUUUGAGGUCCACGGAACCCCAGUGGUUCCCAACGUGAGUGUGAUCUCGCCAGAGAAGCUCUCAGCCAGCACCCGGAGGCGGUAUGAGACUCAGGUACAAACUCGACUCCAGGCCUCCCUUGCCAACUUACAUCAGAAGAGCAGUGACAUUGAAAUUUUGGCUGUGGAUCUGCCCAAAGAGACCAUCUUGCAGUUCCUAUCGUUAGAGUGGGACGCUGAUGAGCAGGCGUUUAACACAACAGUGAAGCAGCUGCUGUCACACCUGCCAAAGCAGAGAUACCUCAAAUUAGUCUGUGAUGAAAUUUAUAACAUCAAAGUCGAGAAGAAGGUGUCUGUGUUGUUCCUGUACAGCUACAGAGAUGACUACUACAGAAUCUUGUUUUAGUCCUGACAACGGGCCCUACAUUGGGCCCACAGAUUGGGGCUUGUACCAUGGAAUGUUGUGCAGUCGCUGUAUCCCCUUAAAGUCCCGACAGGUGGUCUUGUCAAGUUGAGCUUGGUCAGCUCUUUUUAUGUACUGUAUUAUAAACUUACCUUUUUCAGUAUAAUAAAUGCUUUCAUACUA
This is a messenger RNA of Echinops telfairi (small Madagascar hedgehog), 5136 nucleotides long. It is a transcript of the gene EIF2AK4, whose product is annotated as eukaryotic translation initiation factor 2 alpha kinase 4. The coding region runs from base 1 to 4956 and encodes 1651 amino acids. Gene Ontology annotation, molecular function: eukaryotic translation initiation factor 2alpha kinase activity; ATP binding; protein binding. NCBI's taxonomy places the organism in Eukaryota, Metazoa, Chordata, Mammalia, Afrosoricida, Tenrecidae. The transcript has 39 exons. Gene Ontology annotation, biological process: DNA damage checkpoint signaling; regulation of translational initiation by eIF2 alpha phosphorylation. The record is from RefSeq and is a predicted model, not a curated record.